This is a messenger RNA of Fusarium graminearum PH-1, 957 nucleotides long. RefSeq lists its product as uncharacterized. The record is from RefSeq and is a predicted model, not a curated record. NCBI's taxonomy places the organism in Eukaryota, Fungi, Ascomycota, Sordariomycetes, Hypocreales, Nectriaceae. The coding region runs from base 1 to 957 and encodes 318 amino acids. The transcript has 3 exons.
AUGUCUACCCUGGAACCUGCGACAGAUCUAGACCCCAAUGUGUGGUACCAGAUCUCCGAGCUCGCUGUUGAUACAGCCGAUAAAGAUUUGAAUAGCAUGCUCCAGCCCACUGCUCCAGGUGGUGAUCUGCGAGUCUGGCCUGGCAAUAAAGAUUCCUACUGGCAAUUUCAAAAAAUAGACGACAAGCCGGGCCGAUACCAAUUACGAUGUUCCGAUACGACCGUCAAGAAACAGCUCUCAGUAUGCUACCGAGCCGACGUUAUAGACGAAAAGCGCCGCACAAGACCGUGUCUAAUGGCCACUGAUGAUACCGACAAGCAAAAAUGGGACGUGUCAUUAUGGGGCGAAGACGACACAUACAAAAUAACAAACGUGCAGAACGGUACCAAGUGGAAUAUGGAUUGUAUUCCAGACGGUCCAGUCUUUAUGAGCUCGAACUUCGAGGGGAAACAACCACGCCAACACUGGUUGCUGCAGAGCGUUGGAAAUGUCAACAAUGAGAUGUACUCUACCACAUACAGCGCGCCGCCACCUGAAUCGACAGGCGAUAGUACUGCUACCACAGUCGGCACGACAGCCUCCAACUCGAAAGCGACCGCCACAUCCGAUCCUUCAAGCAACGAAUCAAGCACCAAAGAUAGCAGCAGUAGUGACAAUGGCGGAAACACUGGUUUAUCAUCCGGUGCGGUUGCCGGCAUAUCAGUAGCCAUCACACUCGCUGUCGUCGCUCUAGCUCUGGCAGGAUUCUUUUUCUGGCGGCGCAAUAAGCGCAAACACAGCCCCGUUCCUUCGGACCCUUCAGACGACAAGCACAACAACUCACCUAUCGUUGCGUCGCCGGAUGAUGGAGUACAUUCUUACUAUUCGCCCGAGAAGAUGCCUGGUGUUGCUGAGAUGCCACAAGAACAGAGGGCUGCUGAGCUACCAAAUGGUUAUCAACGGCAUGAGUUGGCAUGA